AUGACGAUGGACCGGUGUCAAACAUGGCUACAUGCCCUACCUCAACAAAUACAUACUGGCCAGGUAAACUACCUCAACAAAUACAUACUGGCCAAGGUCAAAGAGGGUGCAUACGAUAAGGAGACGUUUGACGACCUGUGCUGGAUGAUGAACAUGAAGAAAAACUACAGACCUAGCAGCGGCCAGGGGGGGCUGCUGUGCUCCCUGAGAGACUGCUUCAAACUUUUCUGUCUCUUCAACCUGCUGUCGGAGGACCACUACCCACUCAUCAUGAUUCCACAGGAGGUGGAGUACCUGCUGAAGAAAAUCUCCACUGCGAUGAACCAGGAGUGGGACGGCAAGCCCCUAGAGGACCUGCUAUCCCAGGAUGCCUCUGUCCAGGAGGAGGGCAUGUCGGUGUGGGUGUUCCUGGAUCACAUGGGCGCCGGGAGGCUGCUGAGGGUCAGCAAUGUGGGUGCCUUCAGUCUGGCUCUGGACCAGGUCUUCUUGGAGAUGUACCACAACGUCCUCAAGAGGGGUUACAUGUGGAAAAAGGGACAUGUGCGCAGGAACUGGAUGGAGCGUUGGUUUGUACUCAGGCCAUCCUUCAUGGCCUACUACGCCAGCGAGGACCUGAAAGACAAGAAGGGAGAGAUUCCAUUGGACCAGWAUUGUGUUGUGGAGGCUAUUCCAGACAGGGAUGGGAAGCGUUGUCUCUUUUGUGUGAAGACCACCAGCAAGACCUAUGAGAUGAGUGCCGCCGACCAGAGACAGAGGGUGGAAUGGACCCAAGCCUUGCAGACUGCCGUCCGUCUCCAGGGUGAGCGCAAGUCCUCCCUCCACCAGGAACUAAAGCUGAAGAGGCGGGUCCAGCGCGAGCAGAGUCAACAGGAGCGUAGCCUGAGCGCCAGCAGCAACCGCGGCAGACAAUCAGAAGAGCUUACCAUUCAAGACCUGGAGAAGGAAAAGGAACGGCAAGGACAGGAGAUAGAGAGUAUUAUUCAGCACCAGCGAGAGGUGGAGGCACGGCGCAGGGAGGAGGAGGAGAAAGAGAGGGAGCAACAGAAGGAGGUCCAGAGAGAGUUGGAGAGACAGCUAGAAGAGGCAGAGAAGUUGCGGGAGAGCAUGCAGGCUGAGAUGGCAGAGAAGGAGAAGGAGGCCGAGCAGCAGAGGAAGAGGAUCCAGGAGCUGGAGCUGACCCAGCACAAACUGGAGGCUGCUCUCAACACAGAGAUACAGGCACACAUGGAGGAGGAGAGAGUCAGGCUGGAGCUAGAAGGAGUACUGCAGGCAGAGGAGGAGAAGAGCAGGCAGUGUCUGCUCCUCCAGGAGCAGCAGGAGGCAUCCCGCCACUUCAGCCCCAUGGAGGAGGCCCCAAACAGAGCUAAGGAAGAGCGGCCGGCCCCCUCUGCCCUCCACUACGCCUCCCAGGAGCUCCAGAGCCUCCGAGAGACCCGAGAAAGGAGUCACCAGCACCUGGAGGAAGUUCAGGAGAAGCUACGUAAAGCCAGCUUCCAUGUCCGACACUGGAACGUUCAGCUCAACCGCCUAAUGAAACCCAUUGCUCCUGGGGACAAGUUAUCAUCGUUGCCAGCGAAAAUCACCUGCUCGAAACAGGAGGGGGCGUUAGCCAGCAGUGAGUUUAUCGCUAAACUCCAACCAAGAGCCAAUCAAGAAACUCAGCAAAUACUUGAGAGCCAAUCGGCUACAGAAGAGAAAGGGCUAAAGGAACAGGUGGAAGCUAUCACCCUGUCAGAGCCUGGGGGAUCGUGAUGUGUCAUGGGUAAAUUGUGACUGACUCACUGACUGAUCUACAAAUAAUAUUGUAGUUAUUUAUGAUACAAGGAUCUUUGCAGAUCAGUCAUUCGGCAGUCGUCUGCACUGUCGUCUGCAAUGUCGAACAUUCCCAGUUGUUUUACAUGUCAACAGUCUGGCCGAGUUCCUGCCCGACUAGAUGUGCAGGUGUUGCAUUGCAUCAAUCAAUGGUUGUGUGCCACGUCAUCGACUGUGCAGUCGGGCAUCAGAUUUCUACAUCAAUUGAGGUGCUUAGCUGAUGUGUUAAAUACCAAUCCAGGCUUUGAAGAUCUGGAAUGUAGUCGGGGAGGAACUCGACCUCUACCAAUGGUAGUGCUGACUAGGAGAUGAGUAGGAUCUGUAAAAAAUAAAUUAAAGGGAAUUUGUCUUCCUAUUAGAAAGUGCUUUGAUCGAGGAGAUACUACCUGUGCAAUAAGAAUGCUAAUUUUAGUUUCUUCCUUCACAAAAAAUAUUCCGUUCCGUACGAACAUGUCCCAUGAUGAGGACUAUGAUUCUUGACAGGUGGACCCAGUAGCCUAUACACUACUUCAAGAACUGAGAAACACCUCAUCAACCAACUGACUGUUCAGAUUUCCAUCUUGCUCGGGGACAACAGUCAUU
This is a messenger RNA of Salvelinus sp. IW2-2015, 2394 nucleotides long. NCBI's taxonomy places the organism in Eukaryota, Metazoa, Chordata, Actinopteri, Salmoniformes, Salmonidae. The record is from RefSeq and is a predicted model, not a curated record.